Messenger RNA from Penaeus monodon (black tiger shrimp), 359 nucleotides. It is a transcript of the gene Pdss2, whose product is annotated as decaprenyl-diphosphate synthase subunit 2-like. Gene Ontology annotation, biological process: ubiquinone biosynthetic process; isoprenoid biosynthetic process. Lineage: Eukaryota; Metazoa; Arthropoda; Malacostraca; Decapoda; Penaeidae. Gene Ontology annotation, molecular function: prenyltransferase activity. The record is from RefSeq and is a predicted model, not a curated record. Gene Ontology annotation, cellular component: transferase complex; mitochondrion.
UCUUACAGUGACCUGCAGCCAUUUACCGAUUUGUAUCGACAUCCUCCUGGAACAGCGUUUGACCUAACUUCUGCUCCUGUGAUCUUGCAUCUUCAAAAAGACCUCUCACUCUUGGAAGUUGUAGAAGCAGCAGGAGACUGUAUGGAUAACUGCGAUUAUAAGAUAAUCCAUCAGAUGAUCAUGGCAGGGACAGGUGUGCAAGAAGCAAAAGAUUUGUGUCAGUCUUAUGCUUUGUCGGCACUAAAGGUCCUUCAGGAAUUUGAAGCUUCAGAUGCUCGUACAGCCCUAGAAAAUAUAGUUAAUGCAUUGAGAAUUUAUUAAAUGGGAUGAAGAGGAAGCUGUAAAUGUUCUCUUUGGAU